This is a messenger RNA of Mauremys mutica (yellowpond turtle), 3220 nucleotides long. RefSeq names its product trimethyllysine hydroxylase, epsilon (gene TMLHE). The record is from RefSeq and is a predicted model, not a curated record. Bases 125 to 1390 code for a protein of 421 amino acids. The transcript is spliced from 8 exons. Gene Ontology annotation, molecular function: iron ion binding; trimethyllysine dioxygenase activity. Gene Ontology annotation, cellular component: mitochondrion. NCBI's taxonomy places the organism in Eukaryota, Metazoa, Chordata, Testudines, Geoemydidae. Gene Ontology annotation, biological process: carnitine biosynthetic process.
CCAGUACCGCUCUGGCAGCAGCUCUCGAUGGUUCGCAGGCUCCUCUCCAGGGCGGGUCCCCGCGGGAGGCGGGGUGGAGCCCUCGUCGGGAGGGACCUUCUGUGCUUCGGGGCUGCCUGGCAGUAUGUGGUGCCACAGGUUGACGCAUCUAUUCUCCAGCACCCGGUGCCUGCUGAAUAGAGGCAGUGGACACCAAAUAUCAUGGCAGCCCCGUUACAGAAAGAGCCUCACUGCUGUAUCCCGUUGGCACCAUAUGGCCCCAGCGUCUCUGAACUGUGCCUGGCAAUUACAUGGUGAUCAUUUAGAGCUCAGGUAUGCAGAGACCCUGAUGCGCUUUGAUUACGUGUGGCUGCGUGAUCACUGCCGCUCAGCAUCCUGCUACAACACCAAGACCAACCAGCGCAGCCUAGACACAGCUAGUGUGGAUCUGUGCAUCAAACCAAAGACUGUCCGAGUGGAUGAGACCACGCUCUUUCUAACAUGGCCAGAUGGUCAUGUGACCAGGUAUGGGUUAGAGUGGCUGGUGAAGAACAGCUAUGAGGGUCAGAAGCAGCAGGUCAUGCAUCCUCGAAUUCUCUGGAAUGCUGAGAUCUAUCAGCAAGCCCAGGUGCCCUCCGUGGACUGCCAGAAUUUCCUGGAGACAAAAGAGGGGCUGAAAGAAUUCCUGCAAAACUUCCUGCUGUAUGGCAUUGCUUUUGUAGAAAACGUCCCCCCGACCAAAGAGGACACGGAAAUCUUAGCAGAGAGGAUCAGCUUGAUCAGGGAGACCAUCUAUGGUAGAAUGUGGUAUUUCACCUCUGACUUCUCCCGGGGAGACACAGCAUACACAAAACUGGCUCUGGAUCGUCACACUGACACCACCUACUUCCAGGAGCCCUGUGGUAUCCAGGUGUUCCACUGCCUCAAGCACGAAGGGACAGGUGGCAGGACGCUGCUGGUGGAUGGCUUCUACGCAGCAGAGCAGGUUCUCCAGCGAGCUCCUGAAGAAUUUGAGCUCCUCACCAAGGUGCCGCUGAAACAUGAGUACAUUGAGAAUGUUGUGGGCUGUCACAACCACAUGAUUGGGGUUGGGCCAGUUUUGAAUAUCUACCCCUGGAACAAUGAGCUCUAUUUGAUCAGGUACAAUAACUACGACCGAGCUGUCAUCAACACAGUGCCUUAUGAUGUUGUGCAUCGCUGGUAUGCCGCGCAUCGCACACUCACCACAGAGCUACGGAGACCGGAAAACGAACUCUGGGUCAAACUGAAGCCAGGCAAGGCGCUGUUUGUGGAUAAUUGGCGCAUCCUGCAUGGGCGGGAAUCGUUCACGGGAUACCGCCAGCUCUGUGGGUGCUACCUGACGAGAGAUGACAUGCUAAAUACUGCACGCUUCCUGGGGCUGCAAGCUUAACAUAGACUGUCAGCAGCAGAGAGACAGCAAAACCUGUCAGCUACAGUGCUCCUGGAACUUUGUGUCACCAGAAUGAACAUGUUUUAAAUACCUCAAACACUCCCAUCCCUGCCAAAUAAUUCUUGGUGCCUGGGGGAAUGGGCGGGAGUUAAGGGUCACCAGAGCUUUACCUGAUUGUCAGCUAUGGUGCAGAGGGGGAGAUCUCUCUUGCUCCCCACCCCCAUGGCCUUCAGCACAGGCUGACUCAGCUUGAGAAGGAAGAAGCCAAGGAGCUGAGUUGCAGCUGGAAAUGCUCACGCACACCAGCUGAUGCAAAAUUCCAAUCAAGUGCCUUCUGGAUUUUAAAUGAGGUAGCAAAGCCCUCACAUUCCCCUAAGUGUUUUUGUCAGCAGCCUUCCAGGAUUUGUUGCACAUGGUAGGCCAGAGUAGCUAUUUGCCUUGUUUUGACCCUGAGCUAGACCUUUUUCCAGCUCGAGAGAGAACAAGAGGAUCUCUUUGGUUCUGCUUGAUGUAAUGCAAACACCAAGUUACUCCAGUGUGAGUUUCUCUUAUCUUUCCUGCUCCUUAAACUCCUCCCCUGGCCCACCUGUGUGCAUGCAUUUCGGGGCAGAUACAAUGUCAUCCUUCUCCAGUCAUUGAAGGCAAACUGUGCUGACUGGCCCAAAUGGAUCAGCCAGUGUAGUAUGGAACCUCUCCACGGAGAUCUGUGGGGAAGGAGGAGACGUGAGAGAGAUCUGGGAGGGAGCAAGGUGAGGUUCAUCAGGCAGCAGUGCAAGGCAAGGGCAAUAUUUCCCACACCCCUCUUUGGCUUGAACAGCAGCAGGCUUGUCUCCACAGUUCCCGCAGCCUGCUGCGUUACCUGGUCAGAGCUUCCCUGCAUGUGUUUCUUGCAGACUUGCUGCUUGGGCCUUUCUGUUCUCUCUGCCUAGGGCUACAGGCUUUAUUUGCGAGGGAGUGGAAUUCAUUAAUUCCUUCACAGCCUGGGGGAUGUUAUGUCAGGAUUUUGUUGGAAUGGCAGUGAUGUUUGCACAUGGCAAAGUGCUACCAGAUUUCCCGAGUCCGAAUCUCUGUAUUUCAAAGAGCAGCACUGUGGGUAACACAGCCAGUGACACUCCAACUUCUCUCCAGUGGGGCCAGCUGCUCCCAGCAGCACUUGUUACUAGGUAAGGCUCUGCCACUUCAGGAAGCUCAAACAUCCAGGACUCAGACUAGAGCAAGGGAGAAAUUGCUUCAAGGUUAUUGAUGAGAGACUGGAGUGAAACCUGUGCCUUUCUGAUAGGGAACAGGGGUAUGGUAGGUGCAAGCUCCUCUGGAUCCAGCAGACUGAAUAGAUGGGGGACACCAGUCUACCCAGGAGCAACUCUGCUGGAAACUGAACCCUCCUCCCUAACUUGCCGGAAGUGACUAUACACUUUCCAGUAUAAUGAUGUGGUCCUGGUUUGUUUUCCCCUUGAAGCACAUGGUGGGGAAAGCUACCAGGAAUGUGUAAGCUUCUGAAACAUAUUUUCCUGCAUGUCCUUUUCAACUUCUCUUAACCUCCCUUCCCCAGCAACAAAGGUGGAGGGGAGAGAAUUUGGUUUAACCUUCCUCACCACCCUUCCCCAGAUCUUAAGGAGUUGGAAUUUCUUCUGAGCAACUUGCUGGAGUCAAGUAUUAUUUGGGGAAACAGUAUUUCUUAGUCACACACUAGCAAUUUGUCAAAUCUAUGCAUUUGUCUGAAUGCCAUGUCUGGAACAGUCUGUUCAUAAUGAUGUUCUUUGAUCAGUCUUUGUACUCAAGCUUUUCAAACUCAUUUUUGGCUAAUAAAAUAGGAAUUGCUUCUUUUUUUCA